AUGGACCCCAAUCACCCUCUGAAUUGGUCGAUGGCCGCAAAGCAGUGCACAUAUUUAACGAUUUGCCUAUUCACCUUUCUAGCCAACAUCAACUCGAGCAACUUCACGGUCGCCACACAGCCUAUAAUCAAGGAAUUUAACGUCACCCAGACACAGGCCGGGGAGCUAGUUUGUUUCAAUGUCUUUCUUUUUGGAAUGGGAAAUAUCUUCUGGGUACCACUUAUGCGGGUCAUUGGCAAGCGUCCGGUAUAUCUCCUUGCGAUGCUUGGCUUGAGCUUGAUGAAUGUCUGGUCCAGCCAAGCCACGAGCUAUGGAGAAUUACUUGCCUCGAGAAUCCUCUCUGGGUUUGUCGCUGCCGCAGCGGAUGCCACCGUGCCCGCCGUGGUGGCUGAUAUGGUCGCACCUCAGGAUCGUGGCCACUAUAUGAUGUUCUUCCACCUCGCUAUGACAGGAGGCCUGUUUCUGGGUCCCCUUAUCAAUGCAUAUCUAGUCCAGGAACAAGACUGGCGAUGGAUGUGCUACUUUCUUGCUAUUUCGGUCGGGGUUGUCUUCAUCAUUGCCAUCUUUACUAUCAGGGAGACAUCGGUUCGCCAACGCGAGUCUGACGAUCCCGUCCUCUUCUCCCCGAAGCGAUCUCAGUGGCAAUGGAUGUCCCUCACGGCAGGCUAUAACCCCAAUGCAUCAUUUAUGCAACCCCUGCGAGAUAUCGUGGCAAAUGCUGCUUAUCCACCUUUGAUCUGGUGCUCCUUGACCAUUGGUAUAUCGGUCGGAUGGAACAUCGUCGUUCAGCUCAUGUCCUCUCGAACAUUUACUAAGCCCCCAUACAACUGGGGGCUAGGGGAUCUGGGUCUGCUGUCUCUGGCUGCGUUUAUCGGGUCUAUCAUCGCGUUUUAUUUUGGUGGUCGACUGAUCGAUAUCAUUUCCACUAGAGGGGCAAAUCGGCAUGGAGGUGUUCGUCGACCGGAAUAUCGGCUGCCGGCCAUCGUGAUCCCGGGGGUGAUUGGACCCGCCGGGAUUCUCAUUUUUGGGCUCUGCGUCGCCCACAAGACCCACUGGAUCGGCCCUGCUAUCGGCAAUGCCAUGCAGGCCUUUGGAGUCGCUGCUAUCAGCAACGUCGCGGUCACCUAUUCGCUGGACUCGUAUAAACCAGUGACGGGCGAGGCUCUCGUGAUUAUCUUCGUCAUUCGCAACACGAUCGGCAUGCUUGUCUCGCUCUACGCGGCGGACUGGAUAGAACGUCAAGGGCCUGCGGCUGUCUUUGGAGAAAUGGCGGCCAUUCAAGUGGCCAGUAUUUUGUUUGCCAUUCCUCUCUUUAUUUGGGGAAAUUCACUAAGAGCCUGGACUUCAAGCUACGGGCCAAUGAAGCGGUUCCAGACUGCAUGA
Penicillium olsonii is the source of this 1383-nucleotide messenger RNA. Lineage: Eukaryota; Fungi; Ascomycota; Eurotiomycetes; Eurotiales; Aspergillaceae. The record is from the annotation of a GenBank genome assembly.